Messenger RNA from Aspergillus sclerotioniger CBS 115572, 694 nucleotides. RefSeq lists its product as uncharacterized. NCBI's taxonomy places the organism in Eukaryota, Fungi, Ascomycota, Eurotiomycetes, Eurotiales, Aspergillaceae. The transcript has 2 exons. The record is from RefSeq and is a predicted model, not a curated record. The coding region runs from base 56 to 694 and encodes 212 amino acids.
CACCAAAUCACCACACUUACCUAGACACCAUCCCGCACAACCCACCAGACUCACCAUGUCCCACAAACGCAGCCCAGCCCUAUCUAACCACCCUCCUUGGACAACCAACAAGCUGUUUUCCCAAGCAAAGCACGGUAUCCUCUCACCCGACCAACCCUUCCCACUCCAAUACACUGCAAUCGAAGAAAAAAUAGGCCAUACAGUCGCAUGCAACCUAUCCGAAGACAAAGACAUCAAGCCAAGAUCCAUACGCAUCACCUACAACCCCAUCAUCAAAACACUCCAUAUCAAGAAACCAGUCUGGGGCCACGAUAUCUUCAGCUCUUGGGCCGAGCACGAGCGUAUCCGAGCCUGUAUUUCCGGAUUCUUCACCCCAGAUGAAACCGAUGGGUUUUGGUUAUAUAAAAGCCCAUUGGUCAACAAAUUCCCACCCCCCUUCCAAUCCACAAUCAAAGAACCAGAAUGGUGCAUUGCUCCCUUCGGAGAAUUCAUCCCGACCAUCGUUUGCGAAAUUGGCUGUUCGGAAUCAUCUCUCACUGAAGACAAGGAUCUCUGGAUGACUGCAGGCGGGAGUCACGUCAACGUGGUCAUCUUGUUGAAAUGGUCUGCUCUCGAUGAAGACUGUGUUUCUGGGUACUUUGAGAUAUGGCGACGGGGUGGGGUAGUUCCUGAGCGGAUUGUAAGUUUAUUAUGA